AGGUAAACACGUGGUGGUAGUCAGCUAGAAGAAAACAACAUUUGAUAGCCCAGGAAUUGUUCAAGCUGUGAUUGAAUUGAAAGACGUGUCGAGAACUUAACGUUGCUUGGCGAGGAAGGUUUGUCUUGUACGAGACUCAGGACAGGCGUCUCCUGUACCGGAAUUGUGGCUCCCGUCUAAUCUCUUUCCUCGAAUGAGGUGCAGAAGUGGAUGAAUUUGAAGUGAUUUUUUAGAUACAGGAAACUAGUUUUAUGAGUCCAUUCUUGCGGACAUAGCUAUUUAUUUCCAUUUAAAUUGUCAAAAGAAUUUGUUUGGAUUUACGAUUUUAUCCUUGACAAAUCGGUGAUACUUAACUCCAGGAAAUUGAAAGAGCCUAAUGCGUAUUAUCGGGCUUAACCUUGCGUUUAUAUAGACAGCGUGGUGAUCGUAUGGAUUUGUCUGGCAAUCUGUUUACUUGGAGAUAGAGAAAUGGAAACUGCUGACACAAGUAAGGGUGACAACCUGAAUGUUUGCAUAGCGACGGAUGACGGAAAUUAUGAGGGCUCAGUGCAGGAUGGUCGAUCUCAAUCACGUCACUUGCUAAAACGAUCCGAGAGCUUACGGACGAGAAGACUCGGUAGGAUUGCUGUACCUGUGAUCACUGUUCAGGGAGCAGACGACAUCGGUGCUGUACCGAAGUGCGUGAGUAAAUUUACCAAAACACAUUCUCUUGACGAGGGCAUGGAGGAGAGCUUUAAAACCGGUCUUGAGUUCAACAUUGUAGUUUCACCCCAAAAACUCGUCUCCUUGUCGAAAACCACUUUUGGGAACAAGAAGACCGAUAUGUUGACUAAUGUUGAAAUCAACGGAGUAGGGAUUUCCCAUCGUGACAGAGUUGAUGGAACCGAGGGUCAAACGAAUAAUGAGUCAUCUGCAGAAAGUGUUCCUAAUGGAAGAAACGUUAAGAUUGAUCCUGCUGAUAAAACUAGAGAGAGGAAGACUUCAGUUCAAAGAGCAAGGAAGACAUCUGCCAAUGCGAUCCCAGGCAGACGUUUGUCGCCAGUUCCAAAGCAUUUGCCGGAUGCCGCAGAGAGGAAGCAGUCCUUAACAAAUCUGAUGGACUCGGGGAAGAAACGUCGUGAUUCGGUUGCCGCUUUGCCGUCAGCGAAGUCCGUGAUCCCGUCGUCCACAAAGCAUCGUCGACUGAGUCUCGCUCCUACUCCAUCAAUACCACGGCGAAGAAGCAGCGUCAAAGAUACUCUUUCGUCCUAUGUCGGUCCGUCCGGACCUGAUGGUCAUAAGAAACGCGUGCGGGAACUGUUAACAAACAAUGGCUUACCGUUCGGACUUGAUCGAGACGAACUGGAAAAUAUUCAAAUCGUGAAAGAUAAGAUAGACGUGCCCAUCCCCAUCUUCAGCGUCACCAAAGACGACACUAAAAUUUGCAUCACCGACCUCAAGACCAUUGAAGACGCCAUCAGAAGGCUCCGACCGGAUGUGACGGUGGUUAAACCUCCAGCAAAUGAAGAUGGGAAGGGGAAGAAUGGUCAUCAUACUGUACCGCCCAUGCAAGACAAGCAGGAGAAGAUGCACGAGAAGCUUCCCGGGAAGGGAUUGGCCGCCAUCUCGGAGGGAGAACCUUCUACAACCAGAGAUGAAACUACCAACAGCAACAGUCCCGACAGCAUGCUUGACAAGAUCCCUGGAGGUUUGACCGUUAUAACAGAGGACCAGCCAAAACGGUCCAGAGAACAUUCAACAAAUGACGAAAUAACAGGAAACGAGCGCAAAUUUUCAAUCCGGACGUGUGUGAAGCGCAUGCGUGAGGAUACGGAGGACUACGAACGGCAGUUGCUGGGCUGUAAAAGCGUGGGAACAUAUGCCAGUAUGGAGACGGUACACGUGCUGUUAUCCAAGCAAGAUGCCAUCCGCUGUGUCCUUGAGGCGAUGAACACGUUUCCCGACAAGGCGGAACUACAGUUCAGCGCAUGCGCAUCACUCUUACAAAUGGCCUCGGCGUCAGAAGCCAAUUGUUUCAUCAUCCAGCAGAAUCAAGGCAUCCCGGCUCUGCUGACGGUAAUGAAGAGCUACUCAGAGAAUGUCCGCCUCAUCCGGAUCCUGCUCAGCAUCGUCGGCUUUCUCUCUUCGAGUGAUGAACUGUCGGUACAGCUUCUGCAGUAUGGCUGUCACUCGCAAGUCCUGGGGGCCAUGUCUCAACAUGCUGAUGACAACGCCAUCAUAAAACAGUGCCUUUUUAUUCUCGGCAACCUUGUUACAACAGUUGAAACUGCCAAACAGAUCAUGCUUGUGGGCGGCUUGCACACAGUCAUUGACAUGAUGGAAACGUUCCCGGAAGAUGUCGACAUCUUGGAAAAUGGCUGUCGAGCCUUGGGAAGCUUUGCGGCUUAUGAUGAUACAUGCCUGGACGUUGGUCAGGCCGGAGGCACCCGAUCUGUCUUGGACGCUAUGACGUCAUCACCGGACAAUGUUUGUGUCCUUGAGUGUGGCUGCUGGGCGCUUGCUUGUCUCUCUACUAUGGGCGAUUCCUGUGAGGAGAUGCAUCAGUUGGACGGGGUGUACACCCUACUGGCCACCCUGGAGGAACACCCGGAGGAGGAGAGUCUGCAGGAGUAUGGGGUCAGGACCAUCUGCAACCUGGCAGCUCUCGAGACUACGAUGCAGUCGGUGUCGACGGAGAGGGUGUUGUCGAUCUUACAGCGGCUGAUGUCACAGUUCUCGGACAACGUGGAGCUUCAAGGUCAAGUCAUGUUCGCCCUCAGCCAACUUGCGAUGUGUGGAGAUGAAAUGCAGCAUUGUAUCCUGAAGAAGGGGUGUGUGAGGUCAGUGGUGACCAUCAUGGACUUACAUCCUGAGGACAUCGCCAUUCAGGAACAUGGCUGUAGAAUCCUGGGGAAUUUGGCCGUCAAUGAAACCAUCAGACGUCAAACGGAAGAAGAGGGUGCUUCUCGUGUUGUAAUCGCCGCCAUGUUGGCUCUCGACACGUGCGAGGAUAUACAGGAAUAUGGCUGUAUGGCGCUGAUGAACAUCACUGCUGACAUUAAAGUCAACAAAAUCCGAGUUAAGAACAAUGGCGGUGUCCUCGCCCUUCUGAGUUCUCUCAAAAACUUUGACAGUCGUCCAAAUAUCAUUUUGUCGUCACUGAAGACACUUGGCAACAUCGUCGAACUUGACGAGGUGUGCCGACUUGUGAUGGACGAACGUGGACUACGGACAGUGGUGGACAUUGCACGUGACCACGGCGCCAACCAUGACAUACAGGUGUUUGCCGCCAUGGUGCUGUGUGGGCUCUCGCGUUUGAAAAAUCUGAGCACAGAAGAAGUGGAGAUGAUUGACAGGACGAUGACGAGGUUGUUGUCAUUGCCGUCGCUGGACGCUGACAUCACGCUGUUUGUGUGCCAGACGUUCGAGAACCUUCUAAGUACAGAGCGCGGUAUGCGCGUUUUCAUGACCGGAAAGAGGCUCGACAUGAUACUGACCACCAUGCAGAAAUUCAGUGCCCAUCCCGAAAUCCUUCAAUGCGGCUGUAAAAUCAUUGCAAUUGUGGCACUGGAUGUGCGCCAUGAAAUGACAACAGACGCUGUAAGGAGCGUACUUAAUGCAAUGAAAACAUACAGCGACUCGAAGGAUUUGCAGAUUGUGGGAUGUGGAGCUCUGUCGUGCAUAAGCGAAAACAACGGAUCUUUGGCGGCAUUCGUGCUAGAACAAGAAGGAGUGAUGCGUAUCUCAGACGCCCUGGCUCAACACCCUGGGGAGGAUCGUCUCCACGCUGUGGCUCUCAUGGCCCUGGCGAACCUCUCGCCAGUCGAUCCAUCUCGAAACCCAGCUUUAUUUCAUACAACCCAUGAUCUCGUCUAUGGGGCGAUGGCGAGAUUUCCCGAGAAUUUGGAGAUUCAAAUCUGUGCCUGCAGUGCCAUCGCUCAGUGUGAUCCUACAGCGGGCAACAAAUCGUCCAACUUCCUGGAGGCUCUUAAGUACACGAUGAGGAGACACGGAGGAAAGGAGGAGAUACACAUCCCCCUGGCUAAAGCUCUUAAGUGCUUCUGGCGAGGCGGACAAAAAGGCGUUAUUACAAAAAUACUGGACACAAACCCAGUUUUCCAAAACGUAUUCAUUGCAGAGCUACAGGACACGGAGGUUCUCUGCAUUAGGUAAAAGAUACAGAGUGACUCAGAUAAGGAACUGUAUAAACAUAGAACUUCAACGAACUGAAACAGAACGGCCAAAGUUUGAAAACUCAGGAUGAUAUACCGCCGUACUUCUUCAUAACCACCCAUCACCACGUUUCCUGUCUUUGAUCGGCAUAACAAAUGUCUGUCUUGAAGCCGGGGAUGUAAAUAAUAUGUAAAUAGUGUUCAUCAUGAUUUACGUGUCUAUGAAUGAUCGUGAUCUAGCUGAUCUCAAGACAUACCUUGUACAUAAUUAAAAUAGGAAACAGUUUGACAGUGUUGCUUGGUAGACAGUGUUGCUUGGUAGACUGUGUUCGGCAACGCUGGACAGUGUUGUACGGUGUUCGGCAGACAACACAGAUUAAGAUACAGCGGAUAACAUAUGCAAUACGUCAUAAGUGGGCAUUUUGUUCUAAUGUAUAUACUCGCGGAAAAAGAUAUCUCACAAUUUCUUUUUGUUUCAUGCUUUGAAUUUAUUGUGUAACAAUUCACGUGCGUUCCCUAUGAAUUACGUGAAGCGUCUAAGAGUGAGUGAGUUUUGUUUUACGCCACCUUUAGCAAUAGUAAUAUGUGCUAUGCAUUUUGGGCAGAGAGCUCUGAAAUAUUUUUAUUGCAAUACAACAUGCAUAUCUUGAAUGACGACUGUAACUUGUUACAUGAUGGUAACUUUGACUAUGCAUGGUCAGCCAUUGAUAGAGGUGCAGUUUUAAAGAUGGACAUAUUUUCCUGUUGCUUAUGAACACUUGUUUCUCUGCCGUCCAGUAGAACAUUGUGAUAGACUAAUAAACUAUGUCACACUA
Haliotis rubra (blacklip abalone) is the source of this 4966-nucleotide messenger RNA. RefSeq lists its product as uncharacterized. NCBI's taxonomy places the organism in Eukaryota, Metazoa, Mollusca, Gastropoda, Lepetellida, Haliotidae. The coding region runs from base 469 to 4152 and encodes 1227 amino acids. The transcript is spliced from 22 exons. Gene Ontology annotation, molecular function: protein binding. The record is from RefSeq and is a predicted model, not a curated record.